Nomia melanderi (Alkali bee) is the source of this 5390-nucleotide messenger RNA. Its product is annotated as protein meiotic P26. Gene Ontology annotation, molecular function: zinc ion binding; ubiquitin protein ligase activity; protein binding. The record is from RefSeq and is a predicted model, not a curated record. Lineage: Eukaryota; Metazoa; Arthropoda; Insecta; Hymenoptera; Halictidae. Gene Ontology annotation, cellular component: nucleoplasm.
UCGUGGUAGUUCAGUUGCGGAGCAUCGAUUCCUGUACGAAUAUCGUCUGAUGAGAAAGCCACGUCUCGGGCUCGACCCAGUCGUGACUUAUUUAUUCAAUUAAGUAAUAAUAGUAAUUGAAUUACACGUAAAGAGAAUAUCUUGCGAGCGUGCGUGCGUUCCAAAAAGUAGCGAGAAUGCCGGAAACAAGGCGAGCAAGGGGAAAAUUCUAUUCCACUUGUAAUUAAAUUAAUUGAAUUAUCGAGAAGCUUUCGUUGGAGCCUUCGGUCCUGCGAAACCGAUUUCACUGUCGAUCUUCCGUUGACGAUCCACCUUCAAAUGGAAAAAGAAUUGACAAGCCCUGAACGAAUUUCGUCGGUUCGUUUAUUCUGACGUGUGAUAUGCAUGUGACAUACACCGUUCCCCCUGAACAUCGUACCCAUAAAAUUCAAUCGCCAGUGAUUCCCAAUCGGGCUCCCAAGGAAUUACCCAAAGCAACGCAAAUCAUAUGCACGGUGAUAGAAGAGAAUUCUUAUAUUUUAACAAAAAUAAAAAUUUCAGGGAAUUUGUGAUUGAUUCCUAACUAUAUUUUAAAUGAAAAUCUACAAAAAAUAUGGUAGUUGGUAUUGCUAUAAUUUCAUAGGGAAAAGAAAUGAAAAUUAUAUUUUUUUGGCUAAAUUUUCACGAGAGCGAAAUUUGUGGUUGGAAACCACUGGUCUCGAAUGUGCAGCGACAUCUUUGUUCAUUGACGAUAGUUCUAGAAUGAUUAAACCAUAGAAAUUAGCCACCUAGCGAUGUAACUGAACCAAGAAUCACUCCUGGAAAUAUGCAGCAGUUUACAUAUACAUGAAGCAAACCCGUAGCAAGAAAGGUAGCCGAUUUUGCUUGGAUUCACACGUUAAAAGGCUCCUGCAUUGGGGUCAACUCUUCUUGAUUCGAAUGAUUUAUUUCUCCGCUCUACAUAUGAAAGAGCCCGAAAUAUUGGCGGUCGAGGCGUCGAUAACAAUUGAUAUCGAAACAAUCGCCGUGUACAAUCACGAACGAGUCGGUGAUAGUCGUGUGAUCGAUAAUAAUGUUUGCUAGUACCACGGACACGAAGCGAGCCCAAACGUUGGUCGUGUUCAAAACGAAGAUUUAAUACGAGCUCUCCCUCCCCCUCACCCUGUGGUAAGCAUAAGACAUCAACAAGAAAGUGUCGCAUAAUGCGAUAGAAAAAAAAGGAUUUCAGGCGUCGUGACACGAGGUAUUCGUCUACCCGUUUGUUGAAGCGGAACCGUUGAACGACGGGAAUUUCAGUCUCACGAGAUAUCUCGCCUUAUCGGUCAGCGGGAGUUAUUUCGUAACGAGAAAGAGAUCACCGCUAUACAAACAGGAGGAAGAUCACGGAAUGGCAUUAUCUAUGGUGGCUGUUCCAUCUGGAACAGCUUCGGUCCCAGCUGGAACUGGUAUCGCACAGAGUGAAGAGGUUGAGAAUGGAGAUGUUUUUAGCGAACGUAAUAUUAACUCAGUUACCAGCUGCAAUGAAACAUCCAGUCCCGGAGAUGCUUUGGAGGAAAUUAACUGUGGUACCGAUGAGAAUGGUGAUCAAGAGUGUGCAAUUUGUAUGGGCAAACUAUGUUCGCCACGAGUGCUCUCUUGUCUUCACGUGUUUUGCGAGGCUUGCUUGGAUAAGCUUUUGAUGGACGAGGCAGGUGACCCAAAGGUCAGCUCGGUACUCGUCUGUCCUAUCUGUCAACAAGAAACUUCCAUUAGUUCUAAGGGUGCCGCAUCGCUCACUUGCGACUAUGUUCUAACUAAUAUACUUGACAUGUCUGCGAUCGAAAACAUGGCUGUACUAUGUACCUCGUGCAAAGCCAAAGAUAGCGCGGUCGCGCGGUGUUCGGACUGUGCCAACUUCUUGUGCCCAAGUUGUGACUGUGCACACCAGUUUAUGCGCUGUUUUGAAAGCCACAAGGUAGUCGCCUUUGAAGAUUUAAAGAAAUCCAACGAAACUGUACCAAUACACAAACCUAUUUUUUGUGAAUGUCAUCCUGCUGAGAAUAUGAAGUUUUACUGUUACACUUGUCAGGAACCUAUAUGUAAUGAGUGUUUGCUUGUCGAACAUAAAGCCCCAGAUCAUCAAUACGAACGAUUGCUAGAUGCAGAACCACGCCAAAAAGAAGAAUUAAUCAAAUUAGUAAAUGAAAGUAAAGCGAGAAUUGCCGAUUGUGAUCAGGUGUCUGCUCAACUGGACAAUGCACUUAGAGAACUUCAAGCUCAACAUGACCAGGCGAAAGAUCUGAUUAUAGAAACAUUUCAAAGUUACAAAGCUAUAUUAGAAAAAUGCCGGGAUAAUGCCUUGGAUGAGCUAGAAAAAUUGCAUUCUGAUAGAGAAUUGGAAAUAAUGGACUCAUUUCAUAGUGUUGAAAAAACUGUAGAGAAGAUAGAAAAUGCCUGUCGUUUCACCUCCAGACUUUUGGAAUACGGUGACGCCGUGGAGAUUCUAGCACUUCGCCGGAUCGUAGGAACUCAGUUAACGAAUUUAAUAAAAAAUACACCGAAGCCAAAUGUUUCUUUUUCCAUCGAAUUUCAGACUGAUUACAAUCAAUUUGAAGAAACAGUGAAGGACGUGUUUGGAAAAUUUCACACCGAGAGUACACCAGUCGUAAAAAGUGAGGCACUUACCACUGUCCCAGGAGUGAGUACGAGUCAACAAGUUGUUCACACUUCGAUGGGUUGUCCGCGUUCCAUUAGCAUAAGGUCUCCCAUAUCUCUUCCUGCGUCAAUGCAAUCUUCGUUUGAAGGUGAACCUUCAUUUGUUAUACCUCCGACAUCCAGUCCUCAGAAUAUUCCACCUCCACCGCCACCUGUAUCCCUUCCCCCAGGUCCUAUCCAUGGCCUUACCAGUAUUCAAGAGUACAAUCUGCAACAACUAGCCAGUUUAGCAGAAAAGGUUGAAAUGGUUGGAGACACAAAUGUGGUUGGACCCGCUUCAAGCCCUAACCCAACUCAACCUUUCAUUUUGGCUGAGUUGUUCGCUGGUGAUCUAAGUUCCACAAGUCAUGCAAUUAAUAAUCUGCAAGCUUUGGCUAAGUUAGGGAACACGCUUGGCAAUCAAGAUCUUGGAAAUCCUGCGAUCAAUGGCGGCAGUGGUUUGGUAUUGGGCAGAGGUCCAUCACCAGCAAUUGUGGAUACACCAAAUUUAAGUCUAGCUCCCAACAGUCUUUUAAAUGGAGGGUUUCAGUCACUAUCAUCCUCCACUUCUCCGAUAAUUUCACAGAGUGCUGACGACUUAAUGGGCGAUUCGAUGCAUAACAUACCUGUAGCAGUGGGGAACAGUGUUGGCAACGUGACUGGUUCUGGAUCCGGGAAUUACGCUCAUCCACGUUCGAAUAAUGCAAAGUUCACGCCCAUGCAUAUCCGUUGUAAAUUCGGGCAGUUAGGCCCCAGUAAAGGUCAAUUCAGUUCACCCCAUGGAUUCUGUUUAAGCGCUGAUGAAGACAUUAUUGUCGCCGACACGAAUAAUCAUAGAAUUCAAAUAUUUGAUAAGACUGGUGUUUUCAAAUUCCAAUUUGGUGUUCCUGGCAAAGAGGAAGGACAACUGUGGUAUCCUAGGAAAGUUGCCGUUAUGCGAAACAGUGGGAAAUUCGUUGUCUGCGACCGCGGGAAUGAACGUUCCAGAAUGCAAAUAUUUACAAAGAACGGUCAUUUUAUUAAGAAGAUAGCAAUUCGUUACAUCGAUAUUGUAGCUGGCCUAGCUGUCACUAGCGAGGGUCAGAUUUUGGCUGUUGAUAGUGUGUCGCCAACAGUGUUUGUGAUCAACGAAAUAGGAGCCUUGUGUAGGUGGUUUGACUGCAGUGAAUAUAUGAGGGAACCAAGUGAUAUUGCAAUUAGUGGUAAAGAAUAUUUUGUGUGCGACUUCAAGGGACAUUGUGUGGUAGUGUUCAGCGAGUCAGGCAAGUUUUUGCGUCGCAUUGGCUGUGACAACGUAACAAAUUUCCCAAACGGGAUAGAUAUUAGCGAUGCAGGCGACAUAUUGAUAGGAGAUUCGCACGGUAAUCGUUUUCACGUGGCCGUUUUCUCCAGAGACGGUUCCUUGAUUUCAGAAUUCGAAUGUCCAUACGUUAAGGUUUCUCGAUGUUGCGGCUUGAAAAUAACUUCCGAGGGAUAUAUCGUAACGCUGGCUAAAAAUAAUCAUCACGUCCUCGUACUGAACACUCUUUACAUAUCAUGAAGCGAGGAAGCAGACCAAUCAAGUACGUCACAAUUAUCUUCCGCAAGUGGAACUUCCUUGUGAGAAAAUACAAAAUCGCUCUGCUCUCAACGAAAGAUUAAAUCGACAAAGAAGAAAUAAAAAAAACUGAAAAAAAGUAAUGCCUGGUGGCGAUCGAAGUUCUUUUGAGAUUCGGGCCUAUCAAAGCAAUAGUAAAGCAAGUGCAGCAUGCAGCCUUAAUAGUCUGUAAAAAAGGAACAAAAACCUUUAAAAAAAAGAAGAAGAAGAAGAAGUUUAAUGCGUCCCUGUUUUAUGAAAGUAAACAACGUCGAAACGAUGAAAAUGGUGAAACGUAAACGUCUCCGACCAAAAGUGAAACAAAUAAAAAAACAAACAAAAACAGUAUAAAUAGUGAUUUAGCGAGUUGCAUUUGGUAAAUUGCCAAAAUAAAUUUAAAAAAACAUCAAGAGGAGGAAGUGGUGGACGAGGAAAGGGAAACGACGAGUGAAUGGGAACGGUUCGGCGGAUGGGGCAACAAGACGAAGAGGAAGAGGAGGAGAAGGAGGAAGGGAAUGGAAACUUCAGAGACACAAGUAGCUUUUCAUCAGAGUCAUCGGUUACAUCUUCAUCUUCGACUCGUCAGUAUUUUAGGUAUGUUUACAAAUCAAAUUAUUCUAGUCUUCAACGAGCACCGUUUACACGCUGGUUUCGAUCUGUGCUCUCGAAGCAACAACUUUUUUCGUGUAUUUUUAACCGGGUUCUCCGUAUUAUGGAACCACAUGGCGUACACACAUAGAAGUACACAUAGUAGACACACAUACACACACACACGCGCAUACAAAGACAAGACAAACACACACGAAGAAAGAGUACACGGUAUACACGGUUCUUUCUUCCGAAACGUUACUUCGAGACCUAUUUCGUAGACACGCUAAGUUUCUAAAGGUUUCGUUAAGGAAUCGUUAGGUUAAUCCGGUAUAGAGAGAGGGAAAGCGGUGAAAAAAUAAAAAUAAAAAAACAAACGUACGAAACGUAAAUUCUUGUGCUUAACGCGUGGGGAUAAAAUGCGUUGCAUGCUGCGACACACGGUAGUACUUCCUGCUCUUAUGUCAUAUCAUAUCUCUAACAAAUUGAAACGAAAGAAAAAUGGAAAAAAAAUAUUCAGUACUCCUUGUCACGGCAGGUAUAUACAAAUCUUAGCGAACUAAAAAUGGAAAAA